CUUAAAUAUUAUUUGUUAGUUAAUACGUAUUGUCUUCGUCAUUUUCUAUGUUUUAUUAAUGAUAGUUACAUCUAGAUUCUCAUUAAUAAUAAUAGGAGUUCAGACAGAAAUAGGACAUGACAUAUUCUGUGAAAAUGAAUAGAAACUAACAAAACAUCGUGAUUUACAGCUGUUCCUCGGUUCUAAGUAGUUUUAAAGUUAUAUUCGGUAGUACAUUCACACCAAGAUUCAUCAUCAAAACAAAUAGCAACUACCUUCUUAUCAAUUACACUGAACGUCAAUUACACUGAAUAAUCCUUAAUUGCGUCGUUAAAAUCCCAAGUCCUUUUAAUUAUGAAAUAUAUUGACCGCCCACGAUUCCUGAUUGACCAAUAAAAACAACAACAACUGCAUUGAUUUUUAAAAUAACCAAUAAGAUGUUAACAAUUUCCCCAAUUCUUUCAUCCAUUCACACAAAGCUCAUAAAACCUUGAUGAUAUUAUUUCUGAAAUAAAAUGGAAAAGGUCUUUGAUUUACAGUCGACAUGAUCGGCACUGAGUUCUUGGAUUAUUUAUCAAAGUUCCAAGUCGCUACCUAUGUCGGAGUUGAAGAUUUUGCGGAUAAAUUUAAUUUUCUCAUAACAGUUAUGGUUCUUAUGCUUUGUACAACAAUUGUCACUAUCAAACAGUAUAUGAUGAAACCGAUUUCAUGCUACAUGGCAACAGAUUUGGGUGGAAAAAACUUGUUAGAUUAUGUUGAGAACUACUGUUGGGUUCAGGGCACUGUCCCUAUAGCAUAUUCUGGUCGAGUACCAGAGACAGAUGAAGGUUGGGCGGAAUUAGAGAAGCAUAAACUACUGUAUUAUCAGUGGGUGCCAUUUGUUCUUGGCCUACAAUGUAUUUUAUUCUAUUUACCUCGAUUAAUUUGGCAAAUGAUAUGCUAUAACAGAGUUGGGACAGAUGUACAUCAUUUAGUUUUAUGUGCUAAUCAAGCAGUACAUGCUAAUGAUGAACAAAGAACUAAAAUGGUACAACACUUAGCAAAAACAUUAGAACAAUUAUUAUUUCAGCAACGUGAAUACCAUCAUGGAUUAUGGCCUCGAGUACGUCGUCGAAUGAAAAAAUGGGGUUAUUUAUUCUUCAUAAGUAAACGUCUUGGGACACGAUUAUUUGGAAUUUAUUUAUUCAUUAAAUGUCUUUAUUUAUUAAAUGCAAUCGGACAAAUAUUUAUGAUGCAAUCAUUUCUUGGUUUAAAAUCAAAUUAUACAUUAUUUGGUAUAACUAUAUCUAGAAAUAUUUUAUCUGGUCUCGAUUGGGAAGUGACAAUGAUUUUUCCACGUGUUGGAUUUUGUUUAGUUCCAUUAAAACAUUUUGGAUCUAAUAAUUAUGCAACAGCACAAUGUGUUCUACCAGUAAAUAUGCUUAAUGAACGUAUUUAUAUGUUUCUAUGGUUUUGGAUUGUUCUCACUGCAACAAUUACAGCUAUCAGUAUACCAGCGUGGUUUACACGUAUGAGCUAUGAAAAAUCACGUACACGUUUUAUAAAAAAAUAUUUAAAACUUGGUGAACAAGUUAGUAGGAAAGAUAGAUAUAUGGUAGAAAAAUUUACCGUAUUAUUUUUACGUAAUGAUGGUGUUUUUCUACUGCGUAUGAUUGCUAUCAAUGCCGGUGAAUUGAUUUGUUCUGAAAUAGUUUGUCAAUUAUGGCAUAUAUUUCGUGAAAAAUAUUUUUAUCGUGAUUUAACACGUUGUAAACGUGGUUGCGAUGAAAUGCAUCAUUUAGGCUUGAGAUUAUCUCGUGGUAUUGUCAAUUUAAAAGAAAGAUAUUCCAAAGAAAAUAAACAAAUUAAAUUAGAAGCUACAGCUUCAGCACCUCCACUUACUGAUGCCCCUCUUGGAACAGAUGAAGACGAAGGUGGUUACGCUGAUGAUGAUGAAGAUGAACAGAAAGAUAUAAAAAAACAUUAUAGCAAAAAAUAUUCAUGGGAACAAAAAGAGUCCGUUUGACUAUAUUAUUGUUAACACACAUAUCGUCACCUGUAACAGUCAUAAACGUUGCUUUGAGAUGUACAGAUUACAUAUUCAGCUCAUUUUUUUAUAAACAUUUUUUAAUGAAAAAUAUUUAUUAUUUUUUUGUUACAUUUGCUAUUUAUUAGUGAACUUAUUGAAGAUAUCUGAUGAGUUAUCUUUAGUUUACUCUCCUUUUUCUUGUGUUCACUCAAGAAAACAAUUUCCCCUUAUUGUACAGUUAACCUUCUCAUUGAUUAUGUUUUCUUUUUUUUUUAAUUGAUCGAGAGUUUAUGCAUUUACGUAAAUCAUUUGUAAUUAAAUUAUUCAUCGUUAUACUUUAGAUAUCGGUAUUAUUAUUGACUAAUAAAGGUUCUCUAUGAAGAAAUACAUUGAGAAUAUCAUGUAAGCGAUGUCCUUGGUUAUGUGCCGAUCACUAACUAAUCGCAAAAUUUAUCAUGCCCUAAAUGAAAUCCAUUAAAGCUUACUAAAGAAUUUUUU
This is a messenger RNA of Schistosoma curassoni, 2485 nucleotides long. The record is from the annotation of a GenBank genome assembly. NCBI's taxonomy places the organism in Eukaryota, Metazoa, Platyhelminthes, Trematoda, Strigeidida, Schistosomatidae.